Messenger RNA from Rhizophagus irregularis DAOM 181602=DAOM 197198, 1749 nucleotides. NCBI's taxonomy places the organism in Eukaryota, Fungi, Glomeromycota, Glomeromycetes, Glomerales, Glomeraceae. The record is from RefSeq and is a predicted model, not a curated record.
AAAAUAAAAAUGAUCGACAUUGAAUUAUUUUAUCCCGGGAAAUCCAGAUUUCUCAUAACAUGUACUACUGUACUACAAAGAUAAGUACUUUAAGUUCGAGCAAUUUGUUCGAAAUCGCUUUUUGAAUUAAAAUAAUUUACAAAAAAUGUAUUUGAUUUCAGUGCCUAAUCUCCCUCCAGUUUUUUCUGUUACUAUUGGACCCCAUUAUUAUAAAGCAAAUGUGACAGCGGAUACUAUGGUAGAGCUAUUGCUGAAAUGCUUUAAAACUUAUAUUAAAGAUGAAAUUCACGACUAUAAUCUUAAUUAUUGCGGAAAAGUCUUACAAAAUACUGAUACUCUUAAAAAUUUAGGAAUAAAGGAAGGAGACUUUAUCAGUGCAGUUCAAAUUCCAUUUAAACUUUAUGUGAAAACGCAAGAUGGAAAAGCGAUAGAGCUCCUACUAAUGCAAAAUAACACUAUCCAUGAGAUUAAACGAAUGGUUCAGGAACGUGAGGGCAUCCCUGAUUAUAAACAACGUCUUUUUUUUGAUGGAAAACGAUUGGAUGAUAAUACCAUCUUAAAAACUUAUAAUAUUCAAAAAGGGUCAACAUUGGAGCUAAUUUUAACAACAAUUAAACUUUAUGUGAAAACUCAAGAUGAAAAAGCGAUAGAACUCUAUCUAACGGAAAAUAACACUAUCCAUGAUGUCAAAGAAAUGGUUCAGAAAUGUAUAGAUAUUCCUGUUCAUAGACAAUGCUUUCUCUUCGGUGGAAAACAAUUGGAUGAUUCUAGCACCAUGAAAUGUUGUAAUAUUCAAAACGAGUCAACAUUGGUGUUAACUACAACUUCAUUUAAACUUUGCGUGAAAACGCAAGAUGGACAAAUUGUAGAAAUUUAUGUAACUGAAUAUAACACUAUCCGUGAGGUUAAACAAAUGAUUCAGAAAUGUGAAGGCAUUCCUAUUAAUAAACAAUGUCUUUAUUCACUUUUAUAUAGAAAGCAAUUGAGUGAUUCUAAUACCUUAAAAUAUUAUGGUAUUCGAGAAGGGGCAACAUUGGAGCUACUUCUAGCUAUUAUAGUUCGUGUAAAAACAUUAUCCGGCAAAAUUCUUACUUUGUCAAUAUGCGACAAUAGCUCCAUUUUCCCUCGAGAAUCAUGGAAUGAACCAACAUUACAUCUCGUACUUAGAUUGCGCGGAGGAAUGUUUGAUGAAACUAGUGGGCGUGUAGAUUUCAAUGCGUUGCCAUCACUCAUGCAAUAUAUGCAUGUUCCUGAGAGACAUCUAGUACAUGACAAAGUUCACGCCGGUAUUGCUUGUAAUUAUUGUGGCAAAAGUGAAUGGAAAGGAGCAAGGCUUUCACAGAUAUAAGUGUUCAGAAUGUUUUGAUUAUGACUUGUGUGAUGAUUGUAUCAAAAUGUCCAAACUGCUUCAUGACGUGCAGCAUAAUUUUUCGGAAUUAUUGGAUCCAGAAAAUCAAAAUGACUUUCCAAAAGUUGUUCCCGUUAACCCAGUUACCAUCGUACCAAUACUUCCAACAAAAAAAGAAGAGAUGUUAAAUUUGCUACAAGAAGAAGAAAAGCGAAGGGUUUCACCAGAAUUACAACAAAAAUAUUACGAGGUUGGAAGUGAUCCCACAUCCGGAAAGGACUGGAUGGAUGUUACUGAUCAAAUGCAACAUGAGUUGGUUCGAGAAUUUGGUUACUCGGAUGAGGCUGUAGAAUUAUUACGACGUGCUCCACAACUUUACAAAGAUGAUCCUGCAUUUCAAA